This is a messenger RNA of Sesamum indicum (sesame), 1029 nucleotides long. RefSeq lists its product as uncharacterized. Gene Ontology annotation, cellular component: endoplasmic reticulum membrane. The record is from RefSeq and is a predicted model, not a curated record. NCBI's taxonomy places the organism in Eukaryota, Viridiplantae, Streptophyta, Magnoliopsida, Lamiales, Pedaliaceae.
AACAACCAAAGAGGUAAAGUUCAACCAAAUCACCACCAACGCCCCCCUAUUCGUUCCCUCUUCCCUCCCUCCCUUCCUCCUCCCUUCCUCUCCCAAACUCUAUUUCUAUACCCACAAAAUAUCUUUUGCGUCAAGCAGUUGCAGAGGGUCGGAAGAUUUCUCAGAAGAUUUUUGUGAUUAAUUGAAGGAAUAGAGACGGGAGUUUUUUUGUGAAUGGCGAAUUUGUAUGUGCAAGCGACGCCGACGACGGAUCUGAAUAAGAACACGGAGUGGUUCACGUACCCCGCUGCGUGGACCACAUACAUCCUAAUAUUGUUCUUCUCGUGGCUGGUCGUACUCUCUGUGUUCGGAUGCUCUGCUGGCAUGGCUUGGACCGUUGUUCAUCUUUCUCAUUUUGUCGUGACAUAUCAAUUCUUUCACUGGAAGAAGGGAACGCCAUUUUCAGAUGAUCAGGGUGUUUACAAUAGAUUGACUUGGUGGGAGCAAAUUGACAAUGGCAAGCAGCUCACUCGCAAUAGGAAGUUUUUGACUGUUGUACCAGUAGUGCUGUACUUGAUAGCCUCACACACCACAAAUUACCAACAUCCUAUGCUCUUCUUCAACACAAUAGCAGUUUUUAUUCUUGUGGUUGCCAAGUUCCCCAACAUGCACAAAGUCCGUAUAUUCGGAAUCAAUGCCGACCAAUGAGCUUAGAUUCAUUGAUACAUACCACCUGCAGGUUCACCUUUAGCGCUCCAAUGUUUUUCUGUACAGCAUCUCAGUAUGUUGUGGUACCUACAGCUGUGGAACUGGAAAGAAUAUAUAAUACCAUUUUGUCAAAUAUGGGUGCUGCUUACUCUCUGCACGAACUCUUUGUAUAAGUUGAUUUCUGAAAUUCGCAUAAGCUAUAAGAUUCCUUUUACCAUUGCGGAAACUUGAGUUGCCUGUUUUCUUGUGGACUACUACUGCUAGUUGAACCCUGUUGAGUUGAUUGAUGUCCCCAUUAUGGUUUAGAGAAUGUAAAGAUGCGCUUACAAACAAUUUUUCUUU